Molecule: messenger RNA, 842 nt
Organism: Setaria italica (foxtail millet)
Lineage: Eukaryota; Viridiplantae; Streptophyta; Magnoliopsida; Poales; Poaceae
Product: cytochrome c1-2, heme protein, mitochondrial
Exons: 3
Coding region: 90-605 (171 amino acids)
Molecular function (GO): electron transfer activity; heme binding
Source: RefSeq, a predicted model, not a curated record
ACCGGCACGUCCACCAGCCACACGCAGCACACAGCAGGGAGCCAGAGACCAGCCAUUAGUGGAGUUCGUGUCACAACUGCAGAUCUGCAAUGGCUGCGGCGAGGGGCCUCGUGAGCAAGCUCCUGCAGCUCCAGGGAAACACCCACCGGCUCUCCGGCACGGGCGUCGGGGCGCUGGCUGGCUUCUUCAGCGCCGCCGCCGCCGCGUCGGCGUCCGACGGGGGUAGCAACAACAACGCCUGCCCGGCCUACCCGUGGCCACAGGACGGGGCGCGGGGCGGGCCGAAGGUGUUCAUGCAGCACGACUGCGCGGCGUGCCACUCCAUGCUCCCGUACGCCGGCCUCGCGGAGGCCGCCGCGGCAGGAGGCGGCGAGGUGGAGGCCAGAGCGGCCGAGAUCGUGGUCGUCCACGAGGAGGCGCAGCCGGAGCCGGCGGCGGCCACAGCGCUCCACGGCGGCGCAUGCCCGCCGGACCUCUCCGUCAUCGCGAAAAUGCUGGAAGGGCUGCGCCUCAGCAACCUGUACACCGCCGACGAGCUGAAGAAGAGGAUGGCGCUGCCGACCCCAGUCUGGCUGCAGCUCCUUCAGCCGUACAUGAGGAAUUAAUCCCGAGGCAGCCUGAGUGCCAGAUUCUAGUGAAGUGAUCUGCUGCAGUGUGCCUGUAUCCUGUCUCCUGUCAUGUGUAAAAAUAACAUUGGAACCGUGUUGGAUCCUGUCUUAGUGCCGAAAGAAAUAAAACAUAUCGCGUCACUCUGUAUUGUAGUUGUACACUGUGUUGUUGACAGUACUCAAGUGUGACAAUAAAAUGAUGUGAGAAAUAUGGACUAAAUUUCUGAUGCUGAA